CUCUCCAGAGCCCCCUGCCGCGCGCCUUCCCCGGGCUCCGCUCUCCCCCCCCCGCGCGGCCGGCGAAUGGUUCCUCCCAGCCCGGCCUUUCUGCCCUCCCCCCGCUCCGAUGGUCUGUGCCGUGUUGCCGCGCAUGCGUGCUGCGCCCGGCACGAGGUUUCUGAGCAAGAUGAGCGCGGAGCGGCUGCGGCUGGUGCGGGAUCGCGUGCGGGACUUCCCGGACUUCCCCGCGCCGGGGGUGCUCUUCCGAGAUAUCACUCCACUGCUGAAGGACCCAGAGGCAUUCCGAGCUGCCAUCGAUCUCCUGGAAACUCACGUGAGGGACCAGCAUCCCCAGGUGGAGUUAAUUGCAGGCUUGGAUUCGCGAGGCUUCCUCUUUGGACCAAUCCUGGCUCAGCGUCUGGGAGUCGGGUUUGUGCUGAUCCGUAAAAAGGGGAAGCUCCCGGGCCGUACGGAAUCCGUCUCUUAUACCCUUGAAUAUGGAAAGGCAGAGCUGGAAGUUCAGAGCGACGCAGUGCAGCCAGGCCAGAAAGUGAUCUUAAUCGACGACUUGCUGGCCACGGGAGGAACGAUGCGAGCUGCUUGCGAGCUGAUGUCCAAGCUGAAGGCAGAGAUCCUGGACUGCGUGGUGCUCAUCGAGUUGAAAUUCCUUCAAGGGGCUGACCUGCUCAAGCCGUUCCCGCUGUACUCAGUGCUGCAGUAUGACUGACUGGGGGGGGGGGGCAGGAGGAGGCCCUCACGCUCUGCAGCUGCCUGCAUCGUUUGGGGAGACCCUCUUCCCAUUUCCGAGCUUCUUUCCAGCUCUGCGGGGCAUUCGGGUGGCCUGGUUUAUGCCAACACAAGCCUUAGGCACGCCUCCAGCAGGCAAGCAACUCUCUGUCUGGCUGUGUUGGACUUAAUUGGGCGCGCUGGGAUCAAAGUGACCCAAGAAUUGAGGCACUCCUUGUUUUGUUGAGACAGGGCUGGAGGAUUGGUCCUGCCACCUGCUGAGAAAUCCCUCACCCUGUCUUGCAAUCUGGGCCUUAGACUGGCUAAGACAAACGUUUGCUGUGAUUUAGGUUUCCCGCUAAACAUACAAGCCACACACACCCUUUUUUUUUUUUAUUUCGCAACUCAGGCUGUUGCCUUAAUUCCACUGUCACGAGGUGGGACUUCCUCAGUCGGACACCCUUGGAGGGGUAAACAGAGACAUCUGGCUGCAGAAACGGAGUGAGGGUUUGACCAGCCUAGGAAGGGCUUGGCCAUAGCUAGAAGUGGCUACUGGCAGGACAACAUUGGCCUGACCUUUUAAGGGCUGCUGGUGGCUUCAAGGUCUCAGCUGGAGGAAAAAAAGAGCCGUCUCCCAAACAGGACAGCCUGGAUUUUCCCUUAGUAUUAGCCCACUGCCCUUUUUGAACCUUGUAGAUUUAAUCCACAGCACCACUCCCAUCUCUGUUUGCACCAGACCCUUUGGCACUGAUGCUGUAGCGACUCCAGGCACGCCUUGACAGUAGAAACCUCAGUGACUUCUUUUACAUGGAUAUUUUCCAUCUGCCCACAGACGGGCAGGGGUUUUUCCUACCACCUCUGACACAAAGCAGUCCUUUCUGUUCAAGAGUGCUAUACCCAAAGAGCGUAUCUUUCAUUGCACUAAUAAAUGUGUGGAGUGCUGCUUCUCUGCUGCAGUCAGAAUUGUAAA
Heteronotia binoei (common prickly gecko) is the source of this 1678-nucleotide messenger RNA. RefSeq names its product adenine phosphoribosyltransferase (gene APRT). Gene Ontology annotation, cellular component: cytoplasm. Gene Ontology annotation, molecular function: AMP binding; adenine binding; adenine phosphoribosyltransferase activity. Gene Ontology annotation, biological process: AMP salvage; adenine salvage. The coding region runs from base 110 to 709 and encodes 199 amino acids. The record is from RefSeq and is a predicted model, not a curated record. The transcript has 5 exons. NCBI's taxonomy places the organism in Eukaryota, Metazoa, Chordata, Lepidosauria, Squamata, Gekkonidae.